AUGCAGUGGAUGCGUGGUGAGUUGAUUGGAAAGGGUUCAUUUGGUCGUGUUUACCACGCUCUCAACUUGGCAGCCGACGGCGAGUGGAUUGCUGUCAAACAAGUAGACUUGCCGACCACCAAAUCCGAACUUGCCAAUCCAGAAAUGCGCAACCACGUUGAUUCGCUUUAUCGGGAAAUCGCUCUUCUCGAGAAUUUGGUGCACGACAACGUUGUUCAAUAUCUUGGAUACGAUGCAGAUGAAGAAGAAGGACACUUACAUAUCUUCCUUGAGUACGUUCCUGGUGGUAGUAUUGCAACCUGUUUGAGCAAGAGUGGCAAAUUCGAUGAUCCACUUGUACGCUUCUUUACACGUCAAAUUCUUUUGGGACUUGAAUACCUCCACGACCGAAAUGUUUUACAUCGAGACAUCAAAGCCGGGAAUAUUCUUCUUGAUCACAAUGGUGUCUGCAAAAUUACUGACUUUGGCCUUUCCAAGCUGAGUGGGCAAGACGAAGCAUACGAUCCUAAUGCACAAAACUCUAUAAUGAGAGGCACCAUAUUUUGGAUGGCACCAGAAGUUGUAAACAGAGCACCCUACAGUGCAAAGAUUGAUAUCUGGAGUCUUGGGUGUACUGUCAUUGAAAUGUUGACAGGUUCCCACCCUUGGCUUGAUCUCAAUACACUUGCAGCAUUGUACAGCCUUGGAAAACACCAGGCACCACCCAUACCCAAAGACAUAUCAGAGCAUGCACGCGAUUUUCUCCAACAAUGCUUUACCAUUAACCCUGUUGAACGGCCUACUGCGGCUGAUCUUCUGGUACAUCCCUUUGUUCGCCAAGAUCCUACCUUUAAAUUCAAGGUAAGACGAGUAAAUGAUGGACUAGUUAUAAUUUGCACUACAUACUAA
Messenger RNA from Phycomyces blakesleeanus NRRL 1555(-), 888 nucleotides. RefSeq lists its product as hypothetical. Gene Ontology annotation, biological process: protein phosphorylation. The record is from RefSeq and is a predicted model, not a curated record. The coding region runs from base 1 to 888 and encodes 295 amino acids. NCBI's taxonomy places the organism in Eukaryota, Fungi, Mucoromycota, Mucoromycetes, Mucorales, Phycomycetaceae. The transcript has 5 exons. Gene Ontology annotation, molecular function: ATP binding; protein kinase activity.